AGCAAAUGAAAUACGAGCAGAUUAUUGUAAACAAGCAGUAAUAUAUGGGGAAGAAACCAUUCAAACUGUGAGCAAACCAAGAAAAGUAACAAUCAUAUUAAAUCCUGCUGCCAGAAAGGGGAAAGCUAAAAAGCUGUUUGAGAAGAAUGCUGCUCCUCUGUUGCAUCUAGCUGGUAUCAAUGUAGAAAUAAUUAAGACUGAAUUUGACGGCCAUGCUAAAGACUGUGCUGGAGCGUUGGAGUCCACCGACGCAUUGGUGGUUGCUGGUGGAAAUGGUACCGUAGGAGAGGUUAUAACCGGCCUGCUUAGACGAAGUGAUCAACAAUCAGUCAGCAAGAACUGGCCUAUAGGAUUCAUCCCUAUCGGUUUCACGAAUACAUUAGCAAAGUUUCUGUAUUUAGAUUCGGAAUCUGAAGUCAGGUGGAUGUGUAAUGCAGCAAUGGCAAUAAUUAAAGGCAUGACCACACCAGUGGAUGUGAUGUCCAUACAGGAUUCUGAAGAAAGGUCGGUGUAUGGAUUGUCCAAGUUGGAAUGGGGCGAAUACAGAAAUGUACGAGAUAGAAUUCCCAAGUAUUGGUACUUAGGACCACUAAAGUCCAAAUUUGCAUAUGUUUUUGCAACUGUUCAGGAAUGGCCACCUGUAUUUAAAGCUCAUCUUGCAUAUCGUCCACCUGUAGAUGUUCCUGAAGAACCAGAGGUUAAUCAACAGCAGUAUAGUUUCUUUAGUCGCUUGUUCUCUUGGAUUUGGAGAACAGAACAAAAAGAACCAGAAAUUGAAGAAGUUGAGGAGAUUCCUUGGAAACAGGUUGAUGUAUCAACGCUUGAGUUCUCUGCUGAAACACAUAAUGAUAAUGUAGAAAAUGCUUUAAAGACUACUAGAAGCAUGAGCAUAGAGACCCUGCCAACUGACAUCACAAAAACAGGCUUCAUCAAAGAAGGUUGGAGAAGAGUAUCUAAGGCAAAAGACAAUAAAUCUGAGAUCCAAAGUGAAACAUUGCAAGUUGGUGAGUUUAAGUUGACACCAGUGGAGCCAGAGGCCAGCUUCUUCAGCAUUGAUAAUGAACAGUUUGAUGCAUACCCGGUACAUGUUAAAAUUCUUCCAAAUAAAUUGAGGUUUUUCAUCAAUGAGGAAACAAAUCAGACAAGGUGACCAUGGAGAAAUGCAGAUAGUAAACAACAAAGAUUGACGUACUCUGGGUCAGCUGUGCUCACAAUGCUAAUGACAUGGACAGAACACCAACUCAUUACAUGUCUUGUUGAGGUUCCUUGUGGCAGUAUAUCAGACAGCAACAAUGCAACUCGAUUUGUUCUGUUAUUACUCUCAUAUCAAUUUAUUGCCUCCAAUAAUUCUAUUUCAGUUCAUUGGUAUCGAUUUAUUAAAUGACUGUGUGAAUAAAGAACAUUUAUUAUUUUAUAAUCAUUAAAAGGAUAUGAAAGAAGAUACAUUGUUGAAUUACUUAUUAUUGUCAAAAGUAAUUAAAAAUACUACAUUUUUAAGCAUAUUUUACUUUUAAAUUGUGCUCUAACUAAUGUGUACAAUUAAAUGGAAUGUAUUACAGUACCUCAACAAUAUCUAUGAUAGUUUGUCUGGAAUGUAUACAAAUAAUGUUGGAUAAUACUUGACAGCAUUUUAAAUAAGAAUGCUUGCUCCAAAGCUAGCGAAUGUCUAUGGUUCAACCUUAGGCUGUUGAACCAUAGACAAACUCUGCGCCACCACUACUUUCUGAUAAACCAAAACCUCAAACCAUCAAAAUGUGGAAGAAAUUAGACAUUUACCUGCUACAACCAUUCUGCCAGAAAUAGCGAACCUUGACACCACCUGGACCGUAGGCUUUCCAAGUAAAACCCCCUUAAGGCAAGACUUUUUUUAUACCUUGUUUCGUGAACAUACU
This is a messenger RNA of Anneissia japonica, 1892 nucleotides long. RefSeq names its product acylglycerol kinase, mitochondrial-like. The record is from RefSeq and is a predicted model, not a curated record. Gene Ontology annotation, molecular function: acylglycerol kinase activity; ceramide kinase activity; ATP-dependent diacylglycerol kinase activity. Gene Ontology annotation, cellular component: mitochondrion; TIM22 mitochondrial import inner membrane insertion complex. NCBI's taxonomy places the organism in Eukaryota, Metazoa, Echinodermata, Crinoidea, Comatulida, Comatulidae. Gene Ontology annotation, biological process: protein insertion into mitochondrial inner membrane; ceramide biosynthetic process.